AUGAUGGCUGGCAACUUGUGGAGAACAUGGCCAUAUCAACAGAAUGCUAUGGAGAGCACUAUGAAAGUACAGAUGGAGCUCGACCGCGCACUCGAUCGAGCUGGACGCUCAGAUGAGAAAAGACAUGCUUGCACUCAACUCGAAGUUGGACAAACUGAUCCUAGCCCAAUUCCCUGCCAAGCAUGUCAACUAUGUCUCAGAACAAACCUAGUCAAGGACCAGGAAGGGGAGGAGACAACACAAGAGUGCAUCAUCCUCUUCACCACAAGAGUAUGCCCAAGCAGUUACACUAAGAAGUGGGACAAUUCCAAGCAGAGAGGUAGCCCACCCCAAAUCGCUGUGGACAUCGAUGACGAGGAAGGGGAGGAUUUAGUCGAGUAUGCUGAUAACUCGACCCCGAACUCGAUCGAGCUGGAACAAAACCCUGAACCAGAACUCGAUCGAGCUGGAGAAACCGAGACUGCAAGACAAACCAGAGCUCGAUCGAGCUGA
This is a messenger RNA of Microthlaspi erraticum, 492 nucleotides long. NCBI's taxonomy places the organism in Eukaryota, Viridiplantae, Streptophyta, Magnoliopsida, Brassicales, Brassicaceae. The record is from the annotation of a GenBank genome assembly.